Entrophospora sp. SA101 is the source of this 384-nucleotide messenger RNA. The record is from the annotation of a GenBank genome assembly. Lineage: Eukaryota; Fungi; Glomeromycota; Glomeromycetes; Entrophosporales; Entrophosporaceae.
AUGCCAAGACAACCUAAAAAUUCAGCUGCUGCCACUAACAAUCCUAGCAAUUCCAAUACUAAUAAAUCAUCAUCAUCUGGCAAGGCGACAACAACAGCAGGCGCCAAACAGAAAUCCGAUCCUGGUAAAACCUCCACUACAAAGACCAAGAAAAGCUCUUCUGAACCUAAAAGAGCACUUAGCGCAUAUAUGUUUUUUGUUCGUGGAAAUAGAGAAAAGGUUAAAGCCGAAAACCCUGAAGCAAAAUUUGGUGAAAUCAUGAAAUUUCUUGGAGAAAAAUGGAAGGCUUUGAAUGAUGAAGAAAAGGCUCCUUAUAACGAAAUGGCCACAAAUGAUAAAAAACGUUACGCAGACGAAAAGACAACGGCAAAUAAUGUGAAAUAA